Messenger RNA from Adineta steineri, 570 nucleotides. NCBI's taxonomy places the organism in Eukaryota, Metazoa, Rotifera, Eurotatoria, Adinetida, Adinetidae. The record is from the annotation of a GenBank genome assembly.
AUGGCAUUAACAAUGAGAAUGGCUGAACCAACACCAAGACGUUCGUUAGCUGCUCGACGUCGUACAACAAAACUUUUAACAUUUGAAGAUGAUAAUUAUGAAAAAGAAAAUUCUCUUAAUGAAAGUCUUAAAGGACGACGACAAUCACGUUUAUUUAAUAGUUCUAUUAACAUCGAAACUAUUAAUGACGAACCAGCUCAAACACCAACACAAUUAGUUGAUUUAUAUCAAAAAACACUUGAAUUAGCUGCUCAAGGAAAAAUUAAUGUUAAAAAUGCAUUUAGUAUUUCACUUGUCGAACGAUUACCACAAGUUUUAAAUGCUAUUGCACUGGAUGAUAUUGAACAUCAUCAUCUAGGACCAAAUUUUGUAAAAGCCGGUUCAGUUAUUGAUACUAGUGCUAAAAUCUAUGGUUUUCGUGUCGAUGCUUUACAUACUGAAACGCAGAAAUUAAGUGGAAAUAUUUUAAAUACUGAAGAAGAAAAUGCAACGAAUGGAGAAAAUACAGAAGAAAAUCGUAUUGAAGGUGGUAAUGAAAAUAUUGAUUCAGAACAAAUUGAAGCGAAAAAA